UGGUGAGCGAGGGCAACAGAGAGACAGACAGAGGGAGAGAGAGAGGGACAGACAGACAGACAAGUUUUGAAGAGUUUGAAUUUAAAUUUCAAAGGGAAACACAAGAUAGAGCAGCGAGAGAAAGAGAGGGAGACAAAGAGACAAACGCAUGCUGAGGGGUGUGUCAUAGCAAUUUAGUUCCUCAAGGAAGUAAAACUCAACAUUAUCUUAAGACAGGCUGGUGAGCACUGACAGCAGUGUUUGCAGGAGAGUUGUUUUUAUGGGUUUGGAUUUUGUUUAUUGAUGGAAAUUAAAAUAUCUUGGUAGAUUAACCAGCCGGUGCUGUCAACCUGAUACACAGAGCAGAGAAAGAGAGGCGUCUGACACACACGAGGAGGGAGGGGGACUCGGCAAACAGUCAGGCAACCAUGGACGCAUUCAGCUCCAAGGACAUGGCCUUGAAGGCACAGAAGAAGAUCCUCAGCUCCAUGGCCACCAAAAGCUCGGUGCAAAUGUUCAUUGACGACACCACCAGUGAGAUCCUGGAUGAACUGUACCGGGUCUCCAAAGAGUACACGGGGAAUAAGAGCGAGGCUCAGAAAGUCAUCAAAGACCUGAUCAAGAUCGCCGUCAAGAUCGGCCUGCUGUUCAGAAACAACCGUUUCAGCACAGAGGAGCUAGGAGUGGCACAAGACUUUAAGAAAAAGCUCCACCAAGGGGCCAUGACGGCCAUCAGCUUCUAUGAGGUGGACUUCACCUUCGACAAGACGGUGAUGGCAGACCUUUUGUCCAGCUGCAGGGAUCUCCUGAUAAAGCUGGUCAACACCCACCUCACCCCUAAGUCUCACGGCCGCAUCAACCAUGUGUUCAACCAUUACUCUGACCCUCAGCUCCUGACCAAGCUGUACGAGCCCAGCGGGCCCUUCAGGCCCAACCUCACCAAGAUCUGUAAAGGACUGGACAAACUGGUGGAGGACGGGACAAUAUGACAAACGCAAACAGGAUUCAUGCCACAGACACUGGGAGAUCAACCGGGAGAAACACCCAAGACUCUGGACUGGCGGACAAAGUUUGUCUCACUGCUGCUGAGGACCGGCGGUGUAGGACGAGUGAUUUGAAAAACAAAAGUGCUGCCUCACAGUUCUCAAAGAACAUGUGGGAUAGAAAUACAGUUGGUGGAGUCAUUUUUUCAAAUUUGUAACAUGCAAAAGGUAUCACAUGACUACUAAAGCAUACUUACCUAUUUAAACAAAGACACAAAGCAUGCAAACUUGAACAGAUUUAUACUUUAUCCGCUGUUUUACAAGCUACAUACCAUUAUCCAGUGUUUGAUAUUUCAGAUCUAUAAAUGUUUUACUCAGAACUACUGAUGAUGUACAUUCCAGAAAGCAGGAGCUAAAUGGCCUGGACAGACUUUCAUGAACAAAGACGGGAAAUGCCACUGUAAUGCAGCACUGCCCUCUGGUGGUGAACAGACGAUGCUACAACAAAAGUGCUCUGUGUUUCCUGAGGUGUUGACAUGACGAUGCAGCCAUUAAUAAAGAAAAUAAUCACACAAUGGAUAAUUCUUCUCAUCAACAUUCUGCACC
Molecule: messenger RNA, 1568 nt
Organism: Cololabis saira (Pacific saury)
Lineage: Eukaryota; Metazoa; Chordata; Actinopteri; Beloniformes; Belonidae
Gene: tnfaip8l2b
Product: tumor necrosis factor, alpha-induced protein 8-like 2b
Exons: 3
Coding region: 408-968 (186 amino acids)
Biological process (GO): regulation of apoptotic process
Cellular component (GO): cytoplasm
Source: RefSeq, a predicted model, not a curated record